Molecule: messenger RNA, 216 nt
Organism: Rotaria sp. Silwood1
Lineage: Eukaryota; Metazoa; Rotifera; Eurotatoria; Philodinida; Philodinidae
Source: the annotation of a GenBank genome assembly
AUGGAAAAUAUUAAACAUGCUGCUAAUGCUGUUGGAGAUAAAAUGCAUGAAAUGAAGAGUAGAUCAUCAGCAGAAUAUAACAAAGAAAAAGCAAAAGAUUCUAGCAAUACUAUCGGCGAACGUAUUGGUGCUGGUAUUGAUUAUUGUAAAGAUAAAGCUGAAGAAGUUGGUCAUGCUGCUUCAAAAGAAAUCAAUAAACAAAAAGCUAUACAUUAG